UUCGGAUCUUUCUCUUCGAAUAGAAUCAUGGUAAAAACAGCUGUUUUAGCGUCGCCUUAAGUGAGGUUAGGCAUAUACGAAAGGUACCGCAUGGCUGACAUGGUUAUCGGCAGCUAAAUUUUUUGUUAAAAGACAACAUGUUAUGCCCGGAAACAUGGAACUUGGAACCACUGCCAAAUUACACCACCACAUUACACCUGGAUAUGAUAAAGAAUGGAAAUAUAAUCACAUUAAUGAAGAAUCAUUACUUCAAUCAUUCCAUAUCCAUGGUGCUACCUGAUACAGUUACUGUUCCCCAAAAUUUACACAAUUGUCUGUCAGAAGAUACAGAUUAUUAUCGAGUAAACAAAUUAUGUGUCAGCGACCUUUUAAACACAGAAUUUAUCGAAGCUUUUGUUAAAAAAGUAGUGAGAAUUGAUCUAACAAAUGACAGUUUCAUUCCUGGUAAAAAGAAUUACGAUAGAGUUCGGAUAGCGUUGGAAGAACGACUGACCCAGAAGUUUGAUGUUAUAGUAUCAUGGGAUCCACCAGAGAUCAGUUUAUGCCCGUCGUCUGUAGCAGCAUGGUUUCACGCACGCAAUUAUAGCGUUUCUCUUUGUUGCCAGAAAUUUUCCCAAAAAACCAAAUAUUCAUUAACAAUACCUACUUAUGAGAACACAUAUAAUAACACCGAUAUCGAUUUCUUUGAAUGGCUUGGAGUCUUCAGCAUUGAUGGUGAUCUAUCUACUAAGGGAGAAGAUAAUUAUGCAAGUACAUAUCAGUGCUCUUCUCCUUUCAUACAUGUUAGACAGGUGCAGUAUUUACAGUGGACUGGAUUUUUCACACGACAAAAGAUCCAAGAAGUAUAUAAUACUCUAAAACAGUAUGUAUUAUCACAAGAUGCUUUACCAUGGAUUAGUUUAGACAUACAAGGAUUUGCAGACAGUCCUAUUAGCUUCGAUUUGAAAGAGCAUACUUUCUUGACUGACGGAGACAAUAGUUAUACUGUUGUAUUUCGACCGAAAAGUAAAGUCGUUAUACGAAGAAAUUUAAGUUCAAAUAAUAAGAUAAAAAUACAUCGUUAA
Molecule: messenger RNA, 1064 nt
Organism: Cyphomyrmex costatus
Lineage: Eukaryota; Metazoa; Arthropoda; Insecta; Hymenoptera; Formicidae
Product: ribonuclease P protein subunit p40
Exons: 6
Coding region: 138-1064 (308 amino acids)
Biological process (GO): tRNA 5'-leader removal; endonucleolytic cleavage in ITS1 to separate SSU-rRNA from 5.8S rRNA and LSU-rRNA from tricistronic rRNA transcript (SSU-rRNA, 5.8S rRNA, LSU-rRNA)
Cellular component (GO): multimeric ribonuclease P complex; ribonuclease MRP complex
Molecular function (GO): ribonuclease MRP activity; ribonuclease P activity
Source: RefSeq, a predicted model, not a curated record